AAGAGAAGGAGAGAGAGAUCAACAAUCGAAAUUUUGUAUUUAUAUUCCUACUUGUUGAAAUAUAUCGUUUACAGUAUUUUAUUAAUAUUCUAUUAUACACAUUUAUACCUCUUCAAGAAACAUGUCGAAUAAAUUUGAGGCAUCAAAAAUCAAUGAAGAUAGUGGAGAUGAAGAUACUCAAUCAAAAGAUAUAAAUAAAGUUGAUAAAGAAAUAUUACCUCCUAUAGAAAUAAGUCCUCACGAGCACAAAUUACAAUAUGCAUACGCGUUAUGGUACAGUAGACGUUGUCCUGGUAAACAAACCAACAUACAGACUUACGACCAAAAUUUGAAAUUGGUUGGUAGGUUUGCAAGUGUGGAACAAUUUUGGGCAUUGUAUAGUCAUUUAGUCAGACCAUCAGAGUUAACCAACCACACAGAUUUCCAUUUAUUCAAAGUGGGAAUCAAACCUAUGUGGGAAGACGAAGCAAACCAAAGAGGUGGUAAAUGGAUAGUUAGAUUAAGAAAAGGCUUGGUGUCGAGAUGUUGGGAGAAUUUAAUUUUAGCAAUGUUAGGUGAACAGUUUAUGGUAGGGGAGGAAAUAUGUGGUGCUGUGGUUUCCAUAAGAUUCCAAGAGGAUAUCAUUUGUGUUUGGAACAAAACAGCAUCGGAUGUUGCAACGACAGCAAGAAUUAGAGAUACACUUAGGAGAGUGUUACAUCUUCCAACAAGCGCAUCAAUGGAAUAUAAGACUCACAACGAGAGUUUAAAAAAUGUUCAUAGGCUUUAAAGCUAUGAAAAUCUGACUGGGAUGAAGUUUAAUCACUUUGUGAUGAAUUUAAAGAUACUUGUGACGUGGUAGCAGUUUUAAUGUUCAAAAUAUUUUGCCAGUAAUGAAUUGGGCUAAACAACUGUGUGGUUUACCACUUUAUUCACAAGUGUCAUCAUUGUAACUUAUGUAAAUAAUAAAUACACAUUGCUAAUGGUU
Messenger RNA from Polistes dominula (European paper wasp), 967 nucleotides. RefSeq names its product eukaryotic translation initiation factor 4E homologous protein. NCBI's taxonomy places the organism in Eukaryota, Metazoa, Arthropoda, Insecta, Hymenoptera, Vespidae. Gene Ontology annotation, molecular function: translation initiation factor activity; RNA 7-methylguanosine cap binding. The record is from RefSeq and is a predicted model, not a curated record. Gene Ontology annotation, cellular component: cytoplasm; eukaryotic translation initiation factor 4F complex. Gene Ontology annotation, biological process: translational initiation.